CAUCAUUGAGUGCUUGGUUGAUUGAAAUUUUUUUUUUUUAUAACCAUUUUUGACAAUAGCUUUUUUAAUUUAAAAUUUUUUCGUUGAUAAUAAUAAUUAGGUGAAUUAUUUGUUGUAUUAUAAAUAAGUGACGAGUUUAUGAUUUUAUUGGGGAUGGUGAUUUUUUGAGGGUGAGUUUAGAAUGUCGGGGAGCAGUGAUUCUGAAGAAUUUUUUGAUGCUGAAGAUGACAGUUUUAAUCGUAGCUCAAGAAAAAGCAAUGGCCGUGACUCACUACCAGCUAGUAAUCUCGAAAAACCUUCGACCGCCUUGAUGUCCGAUGAUAAUAUUUUCGUAAAACCACUGGACCCAAAACCUAUAAUACAACUAACUCAACCUCAACCAUCAUCUUUACCACCAAAUUCUAGUGACGAAUCAAAAUCUACAAAUAGCAAAACAGAUGACGAUGAAAAAACAUCUGAUAAAUUAACGGGACGAAGACGUUUUCGUGAACUACGUCAACGUAUGCAAACAGAAGAUGAUGACAUACCGAUAAAUAAUUCACCUCCCGAUAGUCAGACAUCAUCAAUAGAAGGUGUCUAUCCAGCACCAGCAAAAACUACUCAUCCAUUUCGUAUUAUCGAACAUGAUACCGUGAGUCUUCAAAGCAUGACAUCACUUGGUAGAGUCGGUAGAAUAUUAGCCGGAGGUCCUGAUUCUGUUUCUGGUGUUCUUCAUCAUGGUGUUUCCUGUCCAAUUCCACUAACACGUGAUAUCCCGAUGUCAUCAAUUCCCAGUAAAGAUGAAGAUACUGGUUCUGAAAAAGUAUCACAGUCAUCAAGUGUACUGACGCUAUCGGGUGACAUUGUCCAAGACUGCGCAUCGACUGUCAAUGGACGAAAAGAAUUUAUUAAUACUCAUUGCGAAGCUAAUGUCAGAUUACAAGAACCAGAUGUCAUUGCUAGCACUAAAUCUAGUGGCAAAUCGAUUGAUCAUCCAGAUACGCAAGGACCCGCAGUUGCUCCAGUCGCACCACCGAGACGAAAGAAAAAAUCUAAACCACAAACACCAACCGAUCUUGCUCCUUCUACAGCAGAGGGAUCGGUACCUGCAUCAUCACUGCCAAGUCCAGCUAGUACAAUUGAAUCAAUAACUCGUGAAUUUGAACACUCAUUGGACAUAAGAUCUGCUACAAAAGGACAAUACGUCGUAAAGCCACAGGACGAGGAUAAAUCAAAAGCUGAAGGACCUUCGGCAGAAGAAAUAGAGCGUUUGGAAAAAAUGAAAGCUGAGUUGAUAAGCUUACAAUCUAGUGACAAAUCUAGUAGCCCGAUGGGUUCUUUAUCGAGCAAUAGCGUUGGUCGAUACUCACUUGGCCAGCACCGAUUGCCAGGUAGUCUUCAAGGUACACGGGAACGACGUAAAUCAGCUGGUGACCAGGAUAUGGUCAAACAACUUAAUAUGUUCGUAAGAACGAGAACUGAUUCUGGCAAACGUCUUACAGAUAUGGAGAUCUUAGAACAAGUAACAGUAUUGAACUUGGAUACAGGAGAACGCGUGCCUUUAAGUAUAGCUGAAGAUAAAUUACCUCAAUGUAUGAAUCCCUUGUCAUUGCACAUCAUGCGUUUGACUUCUGAGUAUGUUAGCAAUUCAAGCCUUGACAAAGAAAAAGAAAGCGAUGAAGAAAGUGUCGAUUCAAAGAUGUCAUCGAUACCGCCAGACGAAGACGUGUCAGUCGGACGGGUCCGUAAAAAAACCCAAAAGAUUAAACGCUUUUUGGGAUCUACUGUAAGAAAGACUAUGGACAAAGCUAAAUCUAUAGCACAAGAAGUGUCUCAUGCCCGUCACAAAGAAGACGUUAUGGAUAUUGUUGAUGAUGUCUAUCCUGGCGAGCCACAGUGUAUCAAACUCAAAGCAUCUAAUAGUCACAAAGGACCGUAUGAAUUUUCGAAUCUUCAGCAUGUCCAGGACUUGAGCGGAGAACAUGUAGGUCCUGUUUGGUGCAUGAAAUUCUCAGCUUGCGGGCGAUUACUUGCUACUGCUGGCCAAGAUCGUGUUCUUAGGAUAUGGGUACUCAGAGACGCUUUUAGAUAUUUUCAAGAUAUGCGCACUAAAUACAAUGCAGAGAAGGUAAGUCCAACACCGUCCCAAGAGUCAUUGGUCUCUCAACAGUCUAUGGAAGAUCCAAAUAUAAUAGCCAGUGCACUAAGUGAAGUAGAAGGCACAAAAAGUCCAUUUAUGCCGAAACCCUUCUGCACAUACACUGGACAUACAUCCGAUCUGUUGGAUGUAUCAUGGUCAAAAAAUUAUUUUGUUUUAUCAUCCUCAAUGGAUAAAACAGUUCGUCUAUGGCACAUAUCUCGCAAAGAAUGUCUAUGCUGUUUUCAACACAUUGAUUUCGUAACUGCAAUAGUGUUCCAUCCUCGUGAUGAUCGUUACUUCUUAUCUGGCUCGUUAGACGGUAAAUUACGACUAUGGAAUAUUCCGGAUAAAAAAGUCGCCGUGUGGAAUGAAGUUAACGGUAACACAAAAUUAAUAACAGCUGCUAAUUUUUGUCAAAAUGGCAAAUUUGCUGUUGUCGGAUCUUAUGAUGGCCGUUGUAUAUUUUAUAAUACUGAUCAGUUAAAAUAUCAUACACAAAUAGAUGUGCGGUCUACACGUGGUAAAAAUGCACGUGGUCGUAAAAUAAGCGGAAUUGAGCCAAUGCCCGGGGAAGAUAAAAUUCUAGUUACGUCAAAUGAUAGUCGUAUUCGUCUUUAUGAUUUACGUGAUCUCAAUUUAUCGUGUAAAUACAAGGGUUAUGUUAAUGUAAGUAGUCAAAUAAAAGCUAGUUUUAGUCCAGAUGGGCAGUAUAUUGUCGCAGGUUCGGAAAAUCAGUGUAUUUAUAUAUGGAAAACCCACCACGAUUAUUCGAAAUUUUCAAGUGUUAGACGUGAUCGCAAUGAUUUUUGGGAAGGUAUAAAAGCGCAUAAUGCUGUUGUCACGUGUGCUGUAUUUGCACCUAACCCGGAUAGUAUAAUAAGACAGAUUGAAGCCAGAGAAAAGUGCGAUAGUCAUGAUAGUAAUAAUGAUAACAAUAACGCUGGGUCAAAUAAUAAAAAACCGGUUGUUGAUCCAGUUGUUGAACAAAGGACCAAAGGCUGUGGUGGACAUGUACUUGUUAGUGCGGAUUUUAAUGGAUGUAUUAAAGUUUUUUUGAAUAAAACUAAACCAAAGCAUAGUUCACUUCCUGCUUCUGCGCUUGCAUAAAUUAUAGAUACUCUUUUUUUUUUUAAGUGAGUUCAUAUAUUUGUAAUGGAUUAAAAUAUUUUUUUUUGUAGCAAACGAUUAUUUUUCUACUUUACCCGCAGAACAGAAUUUCGCGGUCGGUAAAAACUCGGUCGGUAACUUUUUUGAGUUGCAAUAUUUAUAUAGGUUAUAUAUUUUUGAUUAAUAAAUAUUUUUUAUUUAAUCAAUAACACAGAAUUUUGUUAUUUAUGUCAGUAAUUAUAAAACUGCAUUGAAUCAUGUUGAAAAUUUACUAGACAAAAGAAUCUAAUAUUAAAAAUUGUGAAUAUUUUUAAAUAUUGAAAAAAAUUUAAUGUGAAAAAAAUAAAAAGCACUUUAUUAGAUAAUAAAUAGAUGCAUUAAAAAUUGUAAAAAUGAUUAGAUAAUUAAAAAGUGGAAACACCAUAUUACAAAAAAAAAUUAAUGUGAAUCAAUUCAAUUGACAAUAAGGAUGUUUAAUAAAUUGAACAAUAAAUUAUAUAUUUUAUUUUUUUGAUGAUAGUAUUUUUUUGGAUUUAAUUAUAUUAAUCGUUUUACUAUAUAAAUUUUUUUAAUUUUUUUUUUUUUGAAAAGUUUUGAAAUUUUUAAAAUAACAAUCAAUGAUGAAAGUAUGAUGAUUAAAUCAAAAAUAGACGUUACCGUUAGUCGGGAAUUAAAUAUGCAUUUUUUGAACCCUUGAUUCUUUAGAGAAAAUCUGUAAAAAAAUUAGUGAUUUAUUUAGACAGUGAAUAAACAGAUAAUUCGUAUCGAUAAAUAAUUAUUUAAUAUCUUUUCACGCAACCGAUAAAAUAAAUUUUAAAUUUGCACUUAAAAUAAUUUGUAAACUCUUCUAAAAUAUUCCACAUAAGAAAUUUAAUGAAAAGUUGCUAGUGAAGACACUAAUCAGUAAAAUCUUUUAAUAGAUACUUCAUAGACAUGCAGAAGAUGGCAUACAAAAGACAAUCUUGUAGCAGUCUUGUAUUAAUUUUACUUAAGAAUCUUGCAGGGAAUCCUUACGCGUUCACAUCUUUAUAUAUCUAUAAAUCUGUCACAAGAUAUUAAUGCAAGAUUUAAAGUCAAGAUAUUUGUAUGACUUGCACAUGAUAUUGUACAGAAUAAUAUUGCAGAUAUCUUACACAUGGCUCGGAUAAAAUCUCUUACGCAUUUUCUGCGCAAAACUUGCGCCAGAAAUUUCUUAAAGAUGCUCACGCAUGACUUGCGCCAGAUUUGCUCAAGAUGCGCGAUAUAACUGUCACUUUAGCCCUUCCUUUGACUUACGACAUAGAUAUAGCGCUUGUUGAGCAAAUCUGACGCAAGCCAUGCGUGAGUAUCUUUAAGAAAUUUCUGGCGCAAGUUUUGCGUAAGAAAUGUGUAAGUAAUUUUGUCAAGCCAUGUGUUAGCUUGCAUAAUUCUUUAGAUAGAACCUAACACAGUUUUCUUGUAAUUCCUGCACAAGAUUUGCAAUUAAAAACAUUUUAUAAAUAUCUGCAACAAGAUUUACACUUAAACAAAGGCGUAUACAAUUAAAACACCAGUGAUCAAAUUUACGCAAGAUUUAAAUAAGAUUGUCAUAUGGGAUAUUUGAAAAAGUUUUUAAUACAGCUAAUUAUUUGAUUGUUUUUAUUAAAAAUUAACGUCUAUUUUUGCAUUAUAUUAAACAAUUAAACUAUUUUAUAAAACAAUACUUUAAAGUCAUAAUGAUAAUAAUAAUUAAAAUGAAAAAAUCUAUCUAGUGAAAAUUUUCUGAUACUCUACCACACUUUUGUCAAUUAUAAAUUUUUUUGAUUAGUCAUUUUUGUGAUUAAUUACAAAACAAAAUUAUACAAAGAAACAAACAAAUAAAAACUGAAAGACAUUCUAACAGUACAUUGAACUCAAUUAAGAUAACAUUCAUUUUUGAAAAUAGUUAGAAAAAUCUUAUAGAUUAAUUAGGAAGCAAUGCCAUAAUAUAUCAAAAUUUAUAAAAAUAUCAUGAAAUUAUGCGAAUACUUUAAACUGAUCAUAAAAAAAAAAAAAAAAAAAAAAACAA
Microplitis demolitor is the source of this 5252-nucleotide messenger RNA. Its product is annotated as WD repeat-containing protein 44. The record is from RefSeq and is a predicted model, not a curated record. Lineage: Eukaryota; Metazoa; Arthropoda; Insecta; Hymenoptera; Braconidae. Bases 182 to 3226 code for a protein of 1014 amino acids. The transcript is spliced from 6 exons. Gene Ontology annotation, molecular function: protein binding.